This is a messenger RNA of Suillus paluster, 2470 nucleotides long. RefSeq names its product exocyst complex component Sec6-domain-containing protein. Bases 159 to 2402 code for a protein of 747 amino acids. The transcript has 4 exons. Gene Ontology annotation, cellular component: exocyst. Gene Ontology annotation, molecular function: SNARE binding. Lineage: Eukaryota; Fungi; Basidiomycota; Agaricomycetes; Boletales; Suillaceae. The record is from RefSeq and is a predicted model, not a curated record. Gene Ontology annotation, biological process: exocyst localization; exocytosis.
CUUACACUCAGCAGCAACUCAGCAGUACUUUACUUUCAUAAACUUUCACGUUGACUGUCAUAUUUUUUGUCACUUUCACAUCUUCGUCGAUUCACUCAUAAGACUCAUUUCCUGGUAACAGUGAUCGUUGAAUAUUAGAGGCCAGCGCCAUAGCUCCCAUGGCUGCCCCGCAGGUAUCUGCAGCGCAAGCCAUCGGUGAGUACCUCCAAUCUCCUGAUGAUCUCAUGAAAGUAUCGGCGUUCCGGAAGAAACUGGAGAAAGAGAGGGCCUCCAUCGACGCCAGACUUAAAAGUGGAGUCAAGGAACAGCUUGAUGCAACACGGGAAGGACUCACGAAAUUGCUUGGGACGCGGAACAACGUUCAGGUCAUAAAGGAGGAGAUGCAGACUGUGGACAGGAUGUGCUCCGACCCUCAGAAUGUCAUAUCAACGUUCGACCAGAUCAGCAGGGUGUCCAUGGUGCACAGGAAUUUCGAACAAACAGAGGAAAUGGUCAAUAAUCUACUAGAGAUCAACUCAAAACUUGACAUCCUCGAGGAAUUGCUGGACGCAGAUAGCAGAGAUAUCAUCGGGCCCGCUCCUAAUCUCCUUCCAAUCCACUUUCACAUCAACCGUCUGGAGGCAUUCCGAAAUCAGACCAUGCAUCAGGCAAAGAAAGCUUCUGCCGCCUCGCGCCAUAAACUUGCGCGUAUGUUUGAGCGGUUAAACAAGCUCAGCGAAGACUUCGAGGCAUACCUCCUGGAGUUAGCCCGCAAUGUGCUACCGCUUGUGCGUGCAGGGUAUCCGCAAGUGGUGGUAAAGCUCAUCAAAAUCGUAGAGCUCGAGGGGCGUGAAGACGAAAAGGCCAUUGCUAUCAGGCUCGUCAAAAAAGCGGCCAAGCUGGAUGCCGCAUCUAAAUUCAAGUCCAUGCAGGCAAAUGCUCGUCUCAUCAAGCACUAUCGCUCUAAAACUACCAAAGCCAUAUCUGACUCCAUCAAGGCCAAUUUUGACGACGCAUAUACGCGACAUCAGCGCGACCCUGGCGCCUUCCUUGGUGGCCUUGGUUGGAUAUACCAAGACCUCAUUCGCAUCGAAAGCGACGUGGUACCAUGCUUCCCACCGAGCUACGAGAUACAUACGUUCUAUAUCAAGGAGUACCACCGCACUCUAAACGCAACCCUUCAGCGCGUGAUUGAUUCAGAGCCCGAUGCGAGCAUCAUGCUCGAUCUUCAUGCAUGGAUUAAGGAGUACAAGAAGAGCAUGAAAGAGCUCAAUGUGGCGCCGGAGCUCCUUGAUCCGCCGCUGCUCGGUGGCGAGGAGCAGAAUCUCAUCGAGGACUACUUGAAAUUGAUCGUCAAGAAGCUCGAUGAAUGGUCUGCGAACCUAAUGAAGACGGAGAUUCAGGAAUUCACCACGCGCUCGGAGCCACCUGAGGUGGAUAGUGACGGAAUGUACGGCACGCAGGGCGCGGUAAUCCUGUUCCAGAUGGUGAAUCAACAGAUCGACGCAGCGACAGAAAGUGGUCAGGGAGCGAUCCUUGCUCGUGUGGUGAGUGAGGUGAAUCGAGUUAUGAGGAGCAUACAGGAUCAAUGGACCAAAGUUGUUGAAACAGAGUUGAAGAAGCAGACUGAGAAACCGGAGGAGGUCGUCGGGGGGCUAGCGGAGUACUGCAUUGCACUUGCCAACGACCAGAUCAAGUCUGCCGACAACACCGAAGCACUGCUGGGACGACUCGAGCCCCUUGUAUCAGAGAAGUACCGAACACCCAUCAAUGAGAAACUCAACGACGCCAUUGAUGGCAACCUGGAUGUUGCGAAGAAAUGCAUUCAAACAUUCAUUGACAUCAUCCUCAAUGAUUUGAAACCCGCGACGAAGCAACUUUUCCAGCCACCAUGGUAUGACGGUAUCAUGGAACAAAUCGUGCUUACAAUGCGGGACUAUAUGGCCGAUCAAUCCUAUAUUAACCCCUCGCUCCUCGAACUUCUUGUCGAGUAUCUGCUUGACGCCUUCCUGGUGACAUAUCUCACCGCGCUCGCCAACUGCCCGAAGUUACGCAUACCAGCAGCAACAGGGAGGAUCAAAGAGGACAUCAGCACGGUGUUCUCGUUCUUCAGCGGGUUCAAACCUGCUAAAGAGCUCGAGCCAUACUUCGAGGUAGUGGAGAUGAUCCUAGCGAUGUUGGAAGCGUCUAAAAGUAUGGCUUUCCUGUCGUUCUGGGCCUUCGCGAAAGUGCACGGGCCAUGUAUACCGUUCGUGGAAGGUUUGAUGAAAGCUCGAGGAGAUUUCGAUCGUUCGGCUGCCAAUGAAGUUAUGGAUAGCAUCAAGCGCAAAGUCAAAGACGAAGGCCUCGCUGAUCCUCCUGAGCCGACCAUCAUGAAGAAGAUUGCAGUUCAGAGCACGCUAUCACGUUUCUUGCGGACAUGAUUCGACUAACUUUUUUUUCCACCUACUGCGCAUUUCACUGUAUUGUACUUGCAUGAUAUCCACCAUAU